AUGCCUAAGACAACCGUAAUUAUCACCGUUGACGGAUAUGACCCCGAAUACAUAGAGGCCUGCGAAGCGCCGAACCUGAUGGCACUGGCGCAACAGGGCUUCUACCGUGUCGGGAAGUCGAUGAUGCCGUCGGUGACCAACGUGAACAACGUGUCCAUAGUGACCGGCGAGUACCCAUCGGCACACGGGAUAAGCUCCAACUACAGGAUGGUGCGCGAGACGGGCGAGGACAUCUACAUGGAGUCCAGCGAGUACAUCCUGUCGGAGACGCUGUUCCAGCGCGCGAGCAAGAUGGGCGCCAGGACGAUCCUUUCGACCUCGAAGGACAAGCUGCGCACGCUGCUGUCCGACGGCGCGGACGUGGCUAUCUCGUCGGAGCAGGCGCCGGUUUGGGCGGUCAAGGGCGUGGGAGAGCCGCCUCCGAUCUACUCGCUGGACGUCAACGGCUGGACCAUACGAGCGGCCAGCCACGCGAUGAAACUCGAAUCUGCCGACAUCGUCUAUAUCUCGACUACCGACUUCGCCAUGCACACCUACGCGCCCGACGAGCCGGAGUCGCAGCAGCAUAUCUCUGUGCUGGACGAUGCCAUUGGUGAGCUCGUGGACGCGCAUCCCGAUGUCACGCUGCUGCUGACAGCGGACCACGGGAUGAACCCGAAGAAGCGCAUGGUGGACCUCGCGUACGCGCUUGCCGCGAAAGAGAUCGGCGCGGAGGCGGUGCCCAUCAUCAAGGACCGCUACGUGGUGCAUCACAACAACCUCGGCGGCUGCAUGUUCAUGUAUCUUCACUCCCGCGACGCGUCGCGGACAGACGAGGCAGCCGGCAUUCUGCGCGAGACCCCUGGCGUGGAGCGCGUGUACAGCCGAGAAGGAGGCUGCGGACGAGCUUCGGUUGAACUAUGA
Molecule: messenger RNA, 903 nt
Organism: Geodia barretti
Lineage: Eukaryota; Metazoa; Porifera; Demospongiae; Tetractinellida; Geodiidae
Source: the annotation of a GenBank genome assembly